CAGUUUCACAAACCAUAUCAGAUCCAAGACGCAUAUCCGCGACCUGAAGUCGUUGACGGUCAUGAUAUUGUGAUUCGAGUGGCCGCCGCAUCAUUUUGUCACACCGAUAUCAUGGUUCUGGAAGGCCAGUUUUCGAGUUUGCCGAAACAGCACGCAGGCUCUCACGAGCCUACUGGAACAAUUGUCAGUCUGGGAGCAGAUGCAGCUGCUCUUGGUUUCAAGCUCGGCGAUCGCAUUGCAGCACUUGGAUGGCGUGGCCUUUGCGGAGAAUGUGUCGAUUGCAAGGGCCCAGUCGACAAGCGCUACUAUUGUCGUUUUAUGAAGGGAUAUGUUGGAACCACUCUGCCCGGCGCGUUUUCAGACUUCACCGUUGUCGAUGCCCGCUAUGCAGUUGUUCUUCCAGACACCAUGAGCUUCGUUACCGCCGCUCCAUUAACUUGUGCGGGAGCUACUGUAUGGAGAGCAGUCCAGUCCACAAAGGCGCAGCCAGGAGAGUGGAUCGGUAUUGUCGGUAGCGGAGGUGGUUUGGGUCAUCUUGCCAUACAGUUUGCAGUCAAGGCAGGUGUCAACGUGGUCGCCGUCGACGCCCGCGAGGAAGGACUUGAGCUGUCGAGAGAGUGUGGAGCUCAGCUGGUUCUUGAUGCGCGCAAAGGAGAUGAACAACUGACGGUCGCUAUAACCGAAGCUAUCGGCGACGACAAAAUCAAGGCGACUAUCGUGUUAUCAGACCAUGAAACGGCGUGUGAUACCGCUUGUACCAUUACUCGACCUCAUGGGACAGUCAUCCAAGUCGCUCAACCUCAACGAGUGUCGUUUCAUUUUCGUGCAAUCAUCUUCAAAGACCUGCGCUUUGAAGGCUCGUUGGUGUCCGGGCAGAAGGAACUCGAAGACAUGAUUCAUUUUGUGUUGGAGCACAAGAUUCGUGUCAAGACGAACAUAUACGAGAACCUUGACGCUGUCAAUCUCGUAGUCGAUGCGGCGCGUUCGGGGAAAGUGAGCGGGAAGCUGGUGGUAGUCUUGGAU
Molecule: messenger RNA, 1023 nt
Organism: Trichoderma virens Gv29-8
Lineage: Eukaryota; Fungi; Ascomycota; Sordariomycetes; Hypocreales; Hypocreaceae
Exons: 2
Molecular function (GO): oxidoreductase activity
Source: RefSeq, a predicted model, not a curated record